GCGCGCUGUGUGUGUCGCGCGCCACAGCAGACCAGGCAGUAGGAGCAGCAGCGGCACCAUCCACUCCGUCACCAGAGGACGACUCUCCUCGGUCUCCGAGCCCGACUGUUGUUGCUCCCGGUCCCGCCAACUGAGCCGGUGCCUCGCCGCCUGGUGCCUCUCCGACCGCGGAGCGAAGCAGCGCUUUGACUCGGCUGUGCGAAAAGAACCUCUUUUUUUUUGGCCAGAGACGCGCGGGAGACGACACGUCCACCUGGAUAGCUGACACAGCACAAAGUCCGACUCGGUUCGAGGUCCGCUGGGAAAAGAGACGCCCGAGGAGAGGAGGAGGAGGAGCGAGAAGAAGACAGGAUGAAUCUCAAGAGUCAUUUGAUUUUCACCCUCUACACUAUUUAUGGGAUUCUUCUGAAAGUGAUGGCUUCAAAAGGCAAAGUUCGAGGCAUCAGCGGCCAGUACCCUCUGGUUCAAAAUGUGACGGUCACAGAGGGCGGGACGGCGAACAUGACCUGCCGCGUGGAGUAUAAUGACAACACCUCCCUCCAGUGGUCAAACCCGGCACAGCAGACCCUCUUUUUCGGGGACAAGAAAGCUUUAAGAGACAACCGGAUUGAGCUGGUGCGCGCGUCGUGGUCAGAGCUGACCAUCAGCAUCAGUGAUGUCACGCUGUCGGAUGAAGGCAUGUACACCUGUUCCCUCUUCACCAUGCCCGUCAGAACGGCCAAAGCAUACAUGACUGUUCUGGGUGUACCGGAGAAGCCGGAGAUCGCUGGCUUAACGAAGCCUGCCCUGGAGGGAGACCACAUCACUCUGACCUGCAUCACCCAGGGCAGCAAGCCCGCCGCUGACCUGCGCUGGUUCAGGAAUGAGAAGGAGGUCAAAGGUGCCAAAGAGGUGAAUGCAAGUGGGAAGACGUUUACGGUGCGGAGCUCUCUUGAGAUGUACGUGGACAGAAACGAUGAUGGAGUGGCCUACACCUGCAAAGUGGACCACGUGGCACUCGCACAGACACCGCAGCAGGCCACUGAAGUACUGGAGGUCCACUAUGCUCCUCGUGUGGAGAUCGUCCACCCCCCUGCAGUUCCUCAGGAGGGUCAGUACUUAAAGUUGGAGUGCCUGUCCAAAGGAAACCCUUCGCCAGAUCCUGUGAUGUGGACAAAAGACGGAGGUGAACUUCCUGACCUGGACAGGAUGAUUGUAGAGGGGAGGGAGCUCACCUUUACUUCACUCAACAAGACAGACAAUGGCACCUACCGCUGCGAAGCCAGCAACCACCUAGGGAUCAGCACCGCUGAAUAUGUACUCUACGUCUAUGACGUCCCCACCACCCUGCCUCCAUCUACCACUCCCCCCCUACAUCCCAUCCCUCCAGAUCCCACUGCACAAUUAGGCACCCACGCCUCAGACCCCACAGUCAUUGGCAACAGAGAUCCCAACGCUGUGGGGCAGCACGGCACUGACCAUGCCUUGAUCGGAGGAGUGGUGGCUGUGGUGGUCUUUGUCACCUUGUGUCUAAUCAUUGUUCUGGGAAGAUACCUGGCCAGGCAUAAAGGAACAUACUUGACAAACGAAGCCAAAGGGGCGGACGACGCGCCCGACGCCGACACAGCCAUCAUCAACGCUGAGGGCAACCAUGCACACGCAGAAGAGAAGAAAGAAUACUUCAUUUAGACUGCAGAGGGAGCUGCGCUGCUCGCUCUUUCCCCCUUUUCCCCCCUCUCGGUCUCUGUAUCUCCUUUUCUCUCUUUCUGUCUCGCCCGUUUCUUCUCUCACCUCUGACCACUGCCCCGUCGCGACCACGAGGACCCCGCAGGCAGUCCACAGAUUGAGAAGUUCCCCAAGUGUUUUCCUGUUAUUGCCUUUCGUUGAGCCCAUCACCAUCACUCACACCUCGUCCUUUAUUUCGCCCUCUGCUAUUCUUUUUUUUUUCUCGUGACAGCCAGUUUUCACCGGCAGCCUGCCGUUGCUGCCGAUGCGGUACCCUUUGUUUGACAUGAAUUCCUGGAAAUCUGUGUAUCUGCCAUGACUGCUUCUUACGUGUCCCCUCGUUCGCCGUCUCUCCCGUCUCCCUCCAAGCAGACGCCCGAAUACAGAACACGCGACAUCCCCUUUGUUCACACACGUCCACGAACACAUAUCAUAUUUCACGUCAACACGGUGCCUAAAAAUACAGACGCCAUUGAACUUCUGUCAAUGCCUUCAUGUAUCGUCUGUCAGUAGCAAUGUAAAUGCUUUUCAGAUGGUUAUCUGGACCAUCGUUUCAUUGCUUCGCUCACAGCUUUUGAUUAUGCAUUGUGUCUUUUUAUUUGAAUGAAGAUCUGUGCUGUUUUUACGCCUUAUACAUGUCUAUCACACUGAAUAUGGUACUUUUAGAUGCUCCACCUCCCCCGACCCGUCCCCUCUGAAUAGACUUGUAAUUAAUCUGUUGACCCUUGUAAGAUAAGAAGAAGGUUUUGUGUGACACUGUAGUGAGGUUCGUCAGAUAGGUGUAUAAUAUGAUUUCCAUUAUUAGGGUAGGGUUAAUAAAGGUAUCGUUGGUAUUGUUUAGAGCAGAGAAUACACACCAAAAAUAUAUGAAAGAUACUAGAUGAAGCAUUCCAUUCAAUAAACUCAAAUCAAUUCUAUAAAUCCAUUUGCUAAAUCUGCAGUCGCUAUGUACUUUUGUCUGUAUAUUCCUGCAGUGUCCAGGCUGCAGCUUAGAAACACCAACACCGUCAGUGUCCUCUCUACAGCUUACAGUAGUUUGUUAUUCACAUAAAGGGUUCAGGUGUAUGCUACAGUCAAUCUCCUCUCUCUAAAAGCUGUAUAAAUUGUAUUGGAGUGAGUUUAGCUUUUCACUUUUGAAGACUUUUGUCGUAUGUAAAUGUACAAUUUUAAGCCCGAAGGACCCCAUGAAAUGUGAAGUGGCCCAUUAGGAGUUAACACAGACAAAAAAACAAACUCACGGUUACAGUAUGAACAGAGAUUUUGGUGUUAAAUUGAUUUCAGUAAUGUCAUUUUGACACCUCUUGUAAGAUUGAGGUCCAGACAGCCUCACAUGGUGGUUUUGUACAGAUAAGCAACCAGUCAUUUUAUGACUUCAUACAAAUAGUGAUUAUAUCAGUUUGUCCGUGAACUGAAUGAUGAAAUCCAUUUCAUGGGGUCUUAAGGCAAAAAAAAAAAAAAAAGAGAAAAAAAAGAAAAGGAAAGAGGAAGUGAUGUGUGAGUGCUGGGUCAUAGAUCUGCAGGGGCCUCCUUUUCAAAACUGAAGACAAACAGAGAAGCACAAAAAUGUCUGAAUGAGUAACUGCGUUACUUUUCCAACAUCUCGAUCAUCUUUGAAAUGGUUCUUCAAAUGGGUGGUGGAAAGAUGACAAGGCUGUCUUUGAUUUGGUUUAGUUCAUGCGGUGCAUCUUUUUGAAAGUGUAAGCUUAAUCGGGUUUUUUUAUUAUUAUUUUUAAUUUAAAAAAAAAGUUUUUAAUAUUUUUUACUUUAAAUGGUUUUAAGCUCUCUGCUGUAUAUUGUGUCUGCUAAAAUGUAGUUGAUUGUGAAAAUUGCUGUUCUGGAUUCCGGAUUCCCGUAUUCCUUCAAAUUUGUAUAUUAGCCACCUUAAUCUAUUGACUUUUUCUUUUUUUGUUUCUUUUUUCAUUGCAUAAUCCUUAUUAGAAAUCAUAAACAAAAUGUAUUUUUGUUUUGGCACAAGGCAUGUAUAUAAUGUGUGAGAACUAAAGUUUCAUAAUACACAUUA
Scophthalmus maximus (turbot) is the source of this 3724-nucleotide messenger RNA. RefSeq names its product cell adhesion molecule 2a (gene cadm2a). The transcript has 11 exons. The record is from RefSeq and is a predicted model, not a curated record. NCBI's taxonomy places the organism in Eukaryota, Metazoa, Chordata, Actinopteri, Pleuronectiformes, Scophthalmidae. Bases 352 to 1668 code for a protein of 438 amino acids.